CCUUAUGCAGUGCGUCAGGCGGCUAAGCGGAAAUAACAAUAAUAAUACUAAUAAUAACAGAAAAAUGGCUACGUACAGCGACGAGUCACUCGAGAGCUACGUUUACGCCUCGUACAACCCUUACUCGUACAGAUGCCCGAAGCCUAAGAGCUGGAGACAGAAGAGCUACCUGAGCGCGUAUGGAGACGGUGAGGGUUAUUUUAACAACUACCACCGCGCGCAGCUCAAAUCCAUCCUGUCGCAGAUCAACCCGAACCUCACACCGCGCCUGCGCAAAGCCAACACUAAAGACGUAGGAGUGCAGGUGAACCCGAAAGCCGACGCCUCGGUGCAAUGCUCGCUUGGACCACGCACUUUGGCUGCACGCCGGCGGGACGCAGAGCGCAGGCGCGCACCGGAUGGUCAGAGUCCCAGCAGCCCGGUGAGUCCCGGUGUUCGGUUCCCGCGCACGCAGGCCGUGUAUUCCCCGAUCGCCACGCGGGGACUCGCGGCUCUCCUGCACGACCAUGAUGAUGAUGAUGAUGAUGAUAAGAAGCAGCAGCAGAAGUGUGAAGGAAGGACCGAAGAUGCCGAGAGCACAGACAAGCCCGAGGAAGAGGUUGUGGAGGGCAAAGAACCAAACAAGCCAAAAUCCAAGACAACGCUUAGUCCCGGGAAAAACGAUGAUGAAAGCGAACAGCUAAAAGAGGAAGAUGAUGAUGGUGAUAAGAUUGAGAAUGAGAAAAGCCUUCAGGAGGACUCCAAGUCCAAGGGGAGAGUGCGCUUCCAGUUUUUGGAGCAGAAGUACGGCUAUUACCACUGCAGAGACUGCAACCUUCGCUGGGAGAGUGCCUACGUGUGGUGUGUUCAGGGCACAAACAAGGUCUAUUUCAAGCAGUUUUGCAGAACGUGCCAGAAAUCCUUCAACCCAUACCGGGUAGAGGACAUAACCUGCCAGAGCUGCAAGAAGGCGCGCUGUACGUGUCCAGAGACGGCACGCCAUGUGGAUCCUAAACGGCCGCACCGACAAGACCUGUGCGGUCGCUGCAAAGGCAAGCGGCUCUCCUGCGACAGCACGUUCAGUUUUAAGUACAUCAUAUAACGCAGAAUCUAUCAUCCUGAGGGCGGUUCACUGCUGUUUAACGAAUGCAAGGAUCUGUAGGCUAUCCAUGGCCUCCUCUGGGGAUGAGCUUGGUGACUGGAGCAGACGCCUUUGAAGGAGGCCUUGUGACUCCUGCCAAAGAUCGGUGUUUUGUUUUCGUUCACUUGUGUUGUGUUGAACAGCAGCAUUCCCAGUAGUGAACCAUUUUUGGAAAAGUGGAAAAUAAAUCAAAACAAACAGCA
Tachysurus vachellii is the source of this 1323-nucleotide messenger RNA. RefSeq names its product zygote arrest 1 (gene zar1). Gene Ontology annotation, cellular component: cytoplasm. Gene Ontology annotation, biological process: translation. The record is from RefSeq and is a predicted model, not a curated record. NCBI's taxonomy places the organism in Eukaryota, Metazoa, Chordata, Actinopteri, Siluriformes, Bagridae. The transcript has 4 exons. Bases 5 to 1081 code for a protein of 358 amino acids. Gene Ontology annotation, molecular function: mRNA base-pairing post-transcriptional repressor activity.